AUGAGCAAAGAGAACAGAAGGAAUGUGUGGAAGUACGAGGAGACGAAGGAGAUGCUGCAGAUCAUGCUGGACAACAAUUUCGUACAGCAGUUCAGCACCAAGCACAACAACAACGUACAAAUCUACCAACAAAUCGAGAAAAUGAUGAUCGAGCGGGGCUUCCGACACAAAACGUACGAGCAGAUAUCGGUGCGCUGGAAGAACCUGAAGAACCUGCACAUGGUAGCGAAACGCAGCAACAGCCAGAACGAACGCCAGCUUUUCCCGUACUACGACGAGAUGGAUGAGCUGCUGGCUUUUACGAAGCGGAAACCGCCGCGCCAAAUCACAAUCCAGCCUAAGCUAUCGACUCCUACGGGUAAAGCUAAAAACCGGCGGUAUGGCACCAUUACCGAAGGAAGCCCGUCCUCCGAAAGCAUACACAUGGAGAUAGCGCUCGAGGAGCCGGAUAGCGCGCCGGAUGAAACCGUGGAAGAUAGAUUAGAGGAGGAGGAAGAGGAAGAAAUUGAUGACCCGCCCGUACGAACCCCCCGUGCCCGCGUUUAUGCCAGACGUCGGUUGCUGUCCGUACCGAAACGACCCAACCGAUUGCAGUCGGCGAUCCCUGCCAGCAAGCAUGAUCUCAACGACGAGUUCUUUCGCACCCAGAAACGGUUAAUCGAUUAUGAGUUCAAUUUGCAUGCCAAGCGAGAGGAAGAGUACAUGCAACAGAUCAAUUUGGCCAUGAAAGAGCUAAUGGAGGAAAACAUGGAAGCAUUUUUCCUGCGGCUAAGGGAUUUUAUGGAAGACCAGCGGGCGGAACUAGCCAGCGAGGGCAGUCCGCGAUAG
Messenger RNA from Anopheles aquasalis, 828 nucleotides. RefSeq lists its product as uncharacterized. NCBI's taxonomy places the organism in Eukaryota, Metazoa, Arthropoda, Insecta, Diptera, Culicidae. The record is from RefSeq and is a predicted model, not a curated record.